CUGUAAAGCCUGUAACGAGCUUGUCCGCGUCGUCGAGGGCCCCGAGGGCUGCCCUCGCAUCGCGGCAAGCCCUCGUGCACGCCGCCGUCGCGAGCCGCACCCGGCGGGGCAGCGUGAGACCGGCCCCAAGGCAGGGGCACUCGACAGCCAUGGGCUUCUCCAACGACGACGACCCCUACGGGGCCAUGUUCGCCGCCGCCGACGCCGAACAGCGCGAGAAGGCCGCCGCAAGUGAUAAAGAGUGGGCCGCGCGGGGCGUCGUGAAGGUCGCGCCUGAGCCGGAAGAGGAGAAGGAACCGAGCGAGCCCGAGAUCAAGGUGAACUGGCCUUCCUAUAUCAAGGAGGAGGUUCGAGAAUUGUGGAAGGAGGCGGGCAUCCUGCCGGAGGAGAACGCGUUGAUCGGAGAAGAUUUCGGCUGGGAAUUGGAAUCAGAAGCUCCCGCGCACACGGAGGCCGGUCAAAAAAGACGAGAGGACGAGAAGGGCCCCGUCAUGGAGGCCAUGGUCGACGCGUUGAAGUUUUUUGGUGCUAAAUCAACCAAAUCCAGAGAAAUCCGGAAGGAGUUGCGGGGCUUGAACCGGGACGCGGGCCGGCAGCUAGGGACGCUGCUCAAAGCUAUUCAUUUAUUUGAGGAGGACGAGGCCGGGUUCUCGCACAUGCGGGCCGCUCGACUUCGAACGAACUUGAUCACGCGAGAAGGCAUACCCUUGAUCCUGGAGGGGUUGCAUCCUGUGUAUAGGACGAGAGGCGUGCAAGUCGGCAUGCUCAAGGAAUUGGAUCUGGCCGAGAAUUCAUUAGGAGGCGUCGGCGUCGCGCGCUUAUGCGACGGUCUCAUACGACUGAGGUACAUCGGGUUGGAGCGAUUAGAUUUAAGUGGCAAUCACUCGCACAUCGAGGGCGCGAGGGCUUUGGCGAGACUAAUUUCAUCCGAGGCGGGCUGCACGGUGAACAUGCUACAAACGCGGCGCAACAACCACUUCGACGCUGGAAUCAAGUGUUUCGGCAAGGUGAGCUUUGGGCGAUUGGAGUUCCUCGACAUCCGCGAGAAUUUUUUUACGGCGCGCGGGGCCGCGGAAUUAGCUAACGGCUUCCGGGACAACGAGACGCUGACGGCGUUGGACUUUAGAGGUACGGUACUCGCAUUGGAAGGUAUCUGGGCCAUGGGCAACGCGCUCAAAAGGCGGAAAAAAAGAUUCCGGGAGAUCCAGCUGAGGCUGGGCGACAAAUUUUCCAGAGCCCCUCAAAAGGAUAAGUGGCAAGCUUUAGCGGAGCGAGAUGGGUGGACCGAAGAGGAGAUCAAGUAUGCUCAUGACGCGCCGUCGAAUCCGCGGCGGGAAGGCGAAACUUUGGAGGCGUGGCACGAGCGGCGCGACGCGCAGAUGGGUUUGGACCACCGCGUGCUCGGGGACGACCCCGGUCCGCGACGGCGGGAGGAUUUGGGCGAGGUCGGCUCCAAAUACAAGCACGCGCCGUACACGUACGACGUCUUCUUCUUCGGCGAGCCGGUCAAGGCCAGGUCCUUGUUCCAGAAGUGUUUUGGGCACCACAUCAUCGGUUCGCUCGACAUCACGUGCUGCCCGACGUGCUACGCGAUCCCGAUGCUGUGGCGCGAGUACGGCACGACGGCGUGCAGCGUCAUGUAAGUUUAGUUUUAGUGAGC
Molecule: messenger RNA, 1660 nt
Organism: Pelagomonas calceolata
Lineage: Eukaryota; Pelagophyceae; Pelagomonadales; Pelagomonadaceae
Source: the annotation of a GenBank genome assembly